CAAUUAUUGAUUAUUCAAUGCCCAAAUGCUAGAAGAUUCCCAUAAUUUCACUCCACCACACCAUCACGUUGUUUCGUGUCCCAAAGGAUCGAUAUUCAUAUUAGUUUUACAACUCAGACACCGAUUUUUCAAACUCUACCGUCUCCUUUACUUUUCUUGUUUUAUUAUUUCUCAUCCUUAUCACAUUUCCCUGUAUUCCCUCUUUCUCUUUCAAUUUUCGACUUUCAUGAUCCAUGGCUUCCCUCAGUUUUACUCAGAUCAGGACCAACAACUCGGUGGCUGACUUCGCCAGGGCUCGUCCAAGGACAACCUGGGCUCGACCCACUAGAGUUGGGUUUAAGGUGUUUGCGUCUGAGACUCAGGCUGAGCCUGAUCUUAGUGUCACUGUCAAUGGGUUGCACAUGCCCAACCCGUUUGUUAUCGGCUCUGGUCCACCUGGGACCAACUACACCGUCAUGAAGAGAGCCUUUGAGGAAGGCUGGGGUGCUGUGAUUGCCAAAACUGUGUCACUGGAUGCAUCUAAAGUGAUAAACGUGACACCUCGGUAUGCGCGUUUAAGAGCAGGGGUCAAUGGAUCGGCAAAAGCCAAAGGACAAAUUAUUGGGUGGGAGAAUAUAGAACUCAUAAGUGAUCGGUCACUUGAUAUUAUGUUGAAUGAAUUCAAGCAAUUAAAGGAAGAGUUUCCAGAUAGGAUUCUCAUUGCUUCAAUUAUGGAGGAAUAUAACAAAGCCGCUUGGGAGGAACUUAUUGAUAGAGUCGAGCAAACUGGAGUUGAUGCCUUAGAAAUCAACUUCUCAUGUCCCCAUGGUAUGCCAGAGCGCAAAAUGGGUGCUGCAGUUGGGCAAGAUUGUGCCCUUCUAGAAGAGGUUUGUGGAUGGGUAAAUGCCAAAGCUACAGUUCCUGUUUGGGCCAAGAUGACUCCUAACAUCACUGAUAUAUCACAGCCAGCAAGGGUGGCUCUAAGAUCAGGAUGCGAGGGCAUAGCUGCUAUUAACACUAUAAUGAGCGUAAUGGGAAUAAAUCUUGACACCUUACGUCCAGAGCCUUGUGUUGAGGGAUACUCUACUCCUGGGGGCUACUCUUCAAAGGCCGUUCAUCCUAUUGCUCUGGCAAAAGUUAUGAGUAUUGCAAAAAUGAUGAAGUCAGAGUUUGGGGAUAAGGACUUCUCACUGUCUGGUAUUGGAGGUGUUGAGACGGGUGGUGAUGCUGCCGAAUUUAUUCUUCUUGGUGCAAAUACUGUUCAGGUCUGUACUGGGGUUAUGAUGCAUGGGUAUGGCCUCGUAAAUCAACUAUGUGCUGAGCUGAAGGAUUUUAUGAAAGCACACAAUUUCUCAUCAAUAGAAGAUUUCAGGGGGGUUUCUCUUCAGUAUUUUACUACUCACAUGGAUUUGGUACGAAGGCAACAAGAAGCAAUUCAACAGAGGAAAGCUAUAAGGAAAGGCUUACAGUCGGACAAAGAUUGGACCGGAGAUGGCUUCGUAAAAGAGACUGAGAGCAUGUUGUCUAACUGAAUAACUGAAUUGUUGUACAAAAGCAGAAAGCCUUCUCUCUUUUAUCAUAAAGAAUAAAUGGCGCGUUCCUCUUGUGUCUGGUUGAUAUUUGAGCCUUCUUUUCUAUAGAUUGUGAAAGGAGCUGCAAUAUGAUGAACAAUUUCACUUGCUAAUGUAAGAACUUUUCUCAGAUGUAUUUAUGAUUCAAAAUUAAAUGAUGAAUGAAAAUUGGUGCAAGUUGCAAGAAA
Quercus robur (English oak) is the source of this 1738-nucleotide messenger RNA. RefSeq names its product dihydropyrimidine dehydrogenase (NADP(+)), chloroplastic. NCBI's taxonomy places the organism in Eukaryota, Viridiplantae, Streptophyta, Magnoliopsida, Fagales, Fagaceae. Gene Ontology annotation, cellular component: cytoplasm. Gene Ontology annotation, biological process: thymine catabolic process; uracil catabolic process. Gene Ontology annotation, molecular function: NADP binding; dihydropyrimidine dehydrogenase (NADP+) activity; uracil binding. The record is from RefSeq and is a predicted model, not a curated record. The transcript has 7 exons. Bases 234 to 1511 code for a protein of 425 amino acids.